AACAAUUAAAUAAAAAUGAUAAAUCCUCUCCCGUAGAUCAAGAUAUAAGAGCACAUGUAAAUUCAUGUGAAAUUACUACGUCGUCACCUCUUUAUUUACCUGAUGCCAUUAAUUUGGAAGAAUCACAUGGAAUAAUAUCAACUGAAACCAUUAGCUUAAAAGACUCUCAUGAAUCAUCACCUGAUAUAUCAAAAUUGAACCUUUUAACACAGAAAAAUA
Molecule: messenger RNA, 219 nt
Organism: Dentiscutata heterogama
Lineage: Eukaryota; Fungi; Glomeromycota; Glomeromycetes; Diversisporales; Gigasporaceae
Source: the annotation of a GenBank genome assembly